Messenger RNA from Trifolium pratense (red clover), 2871 nucleotides. Its product is annotated as receptor-like serine/threonine-protein kinase At1g78530. Lineage: Eukaryota; Viridiplantae; Streptophyta; Magnoliopsida; Fabales; Fabaceae. The transcript has 6 exons. Bases 295 to 1359 code for a protein of 354 amino acids. The record is from RefSeq and is a predicted model, not a curated record. Gene Ontology annotation, molecular function: protein kinase activity; ATP binding. Gene Ontology annotation, biological process: protein phosphorylation.
AAGUUGAUUUAUACAUUUUCUAUUUUCUUUUCAUAUAUCAUUUUCUAUCAUCUUUCUUCUUGGUCUUGGUCUUUAACAUGUUAAACAAACUAGAUCAUUUACUUGAAUGAUUUGAGAAUUCAGGUUCAUGAGAAUAGUGUUGGAAAUGAAAUUGUGAACAGUUAAAAUGAACAAAGUUUGCAUAACUUCUCUACAAAUACAAUCAAGUGUGUGAAGAUUCUAUCUAUGUUCAUUGUUCAUCUUCAAACAUCAGAAUACUACUCAGAAUCAUUGUUCUUCAAUUUAUCGCACUAAAUGAGGAAAUCCCUAGUUAUCGCCUUUUCGAUAACUAUAUGCUUCAUUGCCUUUGUGAUAUCCAAGAUUAUAAUCUCAAUCCUUCUCUACAAAAGAUGGAGAAAAAAGCAUUUGAUUUAUGAAGAAGGUUAUGGAGGAGGGAAGAUGGUGAUAUUUAGGUCUUCAAUCCUUAAAUCAUUAACAGCUGAUAUGGUGUUGAAGAAGACACAGAAACUGAACAACAAGGACAUUAUUGGUUCUGGUGGUUAUGGUGUAGUUUACGAACUAAAACUGAAUGAUUCCGCGGCCUUUGCUGUGAAAAGACUGAACCGCGGAACUGCAGAAAGAGAUAAAGGUUUUGAGAGAGAGUUACAAGCAAUGGCAGACAUAAAACAUCGCAAUGUUGUGACUCUACAUGGAUAUUACACUGCACCACACUACAAUCUUCUCAUUUAUGAGUUAAUGCCUAAUGGAAGUUUGGAUACCCUUUUGCAUGGGAAAUCAAAGAACAAGAAGGUUUUGGAUUGGCCAACCAGACACAGAAUAGCUGUAGGUGCGGCAAGAGGAAUAUCAUACCUUCACCAUGACUGUAUCCCUCACAUUAUCCACAGAGACAUCAAGUCAAGUAAUAUAUUGUUGGAUCAGAAUAUGGAAGCUCGAGUUUCGGAUUUCGGAUUAGCCACAUUGAUGGAACCAAACAAAACUCAUGUUUCUACAAUUGUUGCUGGCACUUUUGGAUACUUGGCUCCAGAAUAUUUUGAUACCGGAAGAGCAACAGUGAAAGGGGAUGUUUAUAGUUUUGGAGUUGUGUUACUUGAGCUUUUAACAGGAAAGAAACCAAGUGAUGAAACAUUUAUGGAAGAGGGAACGAAACUUGUCACAUGGGUGAAAUCUGUAGUUCAAGAGAAGAAAGAGGAAUUAGUUCUUGAUAGUAGCUUAGGGUCAUGUCCAAUGCAUGAGGUCAACAAGGUGUUCAACAUUGCAAUGAUGUGUCUUGAACCAGACCCUUUGAAUAGACCAACCAUGGCCGAGGUUGUCAACUUGCUCUAUAAAACACAAACAGAUAGACUUGCUACAGAAUCCUGAUGUUCAUUCAAAUUCCUUCGUCGAAAGCUUCUCAAAAACCUGGCAGCAAAGCUAGACACCAACAAGAAAAAUCUGUUUCCUCCUAAUUGAGCAGAUGAAAUCAUGCUCAGAAGGGAAAAAUCUAUGAAGCACAGACACCUCUGAUUUUAGGCGUGUAUUCGUGUCCAACAUGUGUUGGUGUUUUUGACAUUAGCAGUAUCAAUGUGUAUGUGUUGUGUCAGAUGUAAGGUAUAUGAGGAGAUCUUGAGAUUUAAGAGGAGUUUUUCCUUCCAACCUUCUUCGGAAAACUUUCUUCAUUUAUAAAGUGUUAGAGAGAAGUUAAUGUGCACUUUGACAUUGUUACAUUACAAUCAACCGAGUUGAAUAUGUCAGGAUCCUACAAGGCAACAAUAGAUGUAGCUUUGAUCUGCAAAGAACAUGCAUGCAUACUACUGGAUAAGAGUGUUUCUUUCUAACAGAAAUAAUAGUGCAUCCAAACAGGUCGACACGUUUUCCAAAUCGUGUAUUAUUUCAAAUAUUUUAGAUCAUUAUAGAAUAAAUACAUGAACCAAGAUUAGAUCAUUAGAAAAUAAAUACUAGAGCUAAGUUACAGCUUACAAUUAUACAUAAGGCACACAUGACACAUUGGUUGACCAUGAGAUUUUCGCAUGAGAUGUUGAUUUUGUUUUACUUGAGUACUUUUGACAAGCUUUCAGCCACUGAAGCUUUCAAAGAAGGAGAAACAGGACUAUCUCCAAGGAAUACAUCAAAAAGAGCAUAACUCACAUUAGCAGAUUCAAUCGUUGCAUCUAUGUUAGAUGGAACCCCCGUUGACGAAACCGAAACCUGAAUUCGCAAAAAAUUUAGUUGGAAACCAUUUUACGCAAUAUAGCAAAAACUGAAAGGAUGGAAUAUAAGCGGAAAAAUAAAACUUACAAGCAAUUUGGUAGGGUUCAACCAAGUCAAAAAAAUGAAAGUUCCUUUCUUAAGGGGGCGAUCUUGAAAGACACUACGGAAAGUGGUCAAUGCAGUUUCAUCUGCAUUUGUUGGUUUUGCAAUUCUUGGUGAUAUGGCAUCACUUAAGGCAUCCCAGAAAGUUUUACCGUCAACGUCUCUCACAAGAAUAAUUUGCAACAAUUUCUCGAGGGGUGCUGCAAUUAGAAAAUAGCAUUUGCUUAUCAACUUAUUCUCUAAAUUAGUGUUGUCAAACAACGGCUAUAGCUCUGCAAUAGCCAUGAGGAAUUUGAGCAAAUCCCGAUUGUUCUGCAAUACUCGAUUUAGUAUGUUUUUUUUCAAAUAGCGCUGUAGCUUAGCAGAACUUGAACAAACCGUUAACAUCCGCAAUUGACAACACUGUGAGAGUAUUUUCAAAUGGAAUAAAUGAAUACUUAAUUGUUACAUUGGAAAAUGGUCUUGAACAAGGAAGAGUUCCCUUGAAUCGCAUCUUUCGAUUGCCCUUUCCAAGCAUUCAAUUCACUUAUUGUAGACUGGUUUAGAUAGAGUCCUGCAGCAUAGACUUUGACUCCAAUAAUC